AUGUUGAGGAAUAUUAUAGCAAGAAACUGUACAAGCAUAAGAGCUUUGCACUCUUUAAGAACACAAACGAUACCUCACCCUAUUCCUAAACAAACAGAACAAAUACCUGAUGUAGCAAGCUUCCUAAAAACCAUUGGAAGAAAUUGUAAUGAGUUUGUGGAUACAUAUGAAAACCAAUGGGAUAAUUUAUUUAAAUGGGAUUCUCGUGUCAUGAAGGAGAAAGGUAUCCCUACACAACAACGUAAAUAUAUUUUAUUCCAAUUGGAGAAGUUUCGUGAUGGAGAAGAAAUCAUAGCGAUAAAUAAAGGUAAGAAAUCUUUCUUUGGUGGAGAAAGAACAAGAAAAGAAAAGAAGGCUAAAUGGUUAGCUGAACAGAGACAAAAUGAAAAGCUAAAAGGGUAA
Maudiozyma barnettii is the source of this 402-nucleotide messenger RNA. RefSeq names its product mitochondrial 37S ribosomal protein mS41 (gene FYV4). Gene Ontology annotation, cellular component: mitochondrion. The transcript has a single exon. NCBI's taxonomy places the organism in Eukaryota, Fungi, Ascomycota, Saccharomycetes, Saccharomycetales, Saccharomycetaceae. The record is from RefSeq and is a predicted model, not a curated record. The coding region runs from base 1 to 402 and encodes 133 amino acids.